AUCGUUUAGAUACCAACAUAUGAACAAGAUAAUGUUUGUGCGGUGCGUUUAUCAUUGAGUUCUACUUUUCGACUUGUGCCCGUGUAUUAUUAGUUUGUUUUAUAAACUGCACUGCUUGUGUUUUAUUUAUUCAUUAACACAAGAAGAAUGUGUGGUAACUAAAGGGCAUCUGCAUUUUAAAAAUUAAUAAAUAAAAUGGGGGUGAACUUCGACAGAUGGACAUUGCUAAAACUGGUGGAAUUGGUACUUUCAGUAGCAUGUUUAAUCUAUAAACGAAUUACUGACGACGAAGCUUCAAGACUUUUCCUCUACCUUCAGAGACUUUCAAGAGAAUGGAGUCUUCUCAACAACGUAACUUGGGAUCGUGUCGGGGCUGCAGUUGCAGACGCAACGUACGGUGGUUACGUCAUCAUAACUGCUGCAUUAUUUUUCGGUCGUCUCUUUAAAGAACUACCCACCCGAAGAAGAAUCACGGAGUGUUUGUUGCUUGGAGUCGGUGCGAUUUUGUUUAUAAUAAUCGGCAGUUUAGAAUUCGCGGCAUUAGAUCAGGUGCCUCCAGAUUUGGUAGACAAUGCAGCGGUUAUAGGUACCUUGACUCUUUUAGAAGGUCUGUUGUUCCUGUUGGAUUUAGGCGGACCCAGAGCAAAAAAAGAGAAAGACAAAAGAGAAAAAAUUAUUAUCACCACAAGAGAACCUAUAAAUAUUAAAGAACAGGUCUUGGAAAUCGAAAAAGAAGUUGAGAGAAAUGAAGGAAUGUUGGACAUCGAAAAAAAAAAGAAAGAAGAUAUAAAGAAUAAUGGAAGUCAACAUUUGAAAAAGCACGAUGAGAGCCAUCGAAAGGAAGAAGGAUAUAAAAGGAUGUCCGAUGAUGUGCCAAAACGUUUCGGAAUUUACGGUAAAGACGCUGAUUCGGCGGAUUCUGGAACCGAUGAAGUCGACGACAUACCUCCAAGAAUGGAAACUCAUUCGCCCGUUUGGAGUCAAAUCAGAAAGGGACAAUAUGGAAAAGUGGAAAUCGAGCCAACUCCAUCAUAUCUGCAGUAUAGGACGAGGUAUGAACGUCCUCCAAGUGGUCCCGGAGAUCCCGGUUACGUUCAAUAUUUGGCACAACAUUGGGAUUCCAAAUCCAAUCAGAAAACACCCAGACACAGCCCUACUGAAGUUUAAAAACCAUUUAUUCACAUUUUUAAAUAUAUGUAUAUGUUUUAAUAAUAAUAAAAACAAAUUUGAUAACA
This is a messenger RNA of Aethina tumida (small hive beetle), 1235 nucleotides long. RefSeq lists its product as uncharacterized. NCBI's taxonomy places the organism in Eukaryota, Metazoa, Arthropoda, Insecta, Coleoptera, Nitidulidae. The record is from RefSeq and is a predicted model, not a curated record. The coding region runs from base 196 to 1167 and encodes 323 amino acids. The transcript is spliced from 6 exons.